Messenger RNA from Microthlaspi erraticum, 549 nucleotides. Lineage: Eukaryota; Viridiplantae; Streptophyta; Magnoliopsida; Brassicales; Brassicaceae. The record is from the annotation of a GenBank genome assembly.
AUGACUAUUGGUCAGAUGUUUACCAAGCUUGAUGAUCUCAAACCCUUCAAGUCGACCUGGAGAGUGCGUGUCAAAGUCCUACACAGCUGGAGACAAUACGUUGGCCAGGCCGGUGAGACGAUGGAGUUUGUCUUGGCUGAUGAACAUGGUGGAAAAAUACAUGCUGCAGCGAAGAAGAAGGACAUAGGCAGGAUCUCCAAGGAUUUGAAAGUUGGCGAAUGGAGAGUCCUUGACAAUUUCCAGGUUGCUCAUGCAACGGGUCAGUUCCGUCCUACAAACAGCAAAUGGAAGAUGACGAUGACAUUGAACACGAAAGUAAGCACCUGCUCGGUUAAAAACGACAGCCAGUUUCUUGAACUGAUUCCUAUUCGGACUAUUAUGGAUGGUGGUCUGAACCACUGCAUACUCAUCGAUUUCAUUGGUCAAGUACUCAACGUCCAGGAGAUCCAAACUGUACCUGUCCAAGGGAAGGAAAACACUAAUCACGAAGUAUUGGAUAAUGCAGUGAUGAACGUGUUAACGCGGAUGCCUCUGGGAGUCUUAUGCUGA